AUGGGUGUGCGUUGCCGCGAAAACGGCAACCUGUACGCCGAAGCGCGGCCCCUUGACCCAGUGAGCCACAGCCGCGACAUGGAGUGGCACGAAUUCAGCGGACGCGCCACGUUGAGUACCUUCACCUGCAUAUCGGUGGCGCCGGCAUCGCUGGAAGCCAAGGGCUUCGGUCGGAACAACCCGUACUGCACCGGCAUCGUAACGUUGGAGGAAGGGCCGCGUAUCUCGGCCAGGAUCGCCGGCGUAGACGCGGCCAACCCGCAGAACAUACGGACCGGCAUGGCGUUGGAAAUCGCCCUGACGGAAAUCGAUCCCGAUGAACCCGGGCUGGUGUUCAAGCCGGCAUAA
Messenger RNA from Geodia barretti, 348 nucleotides. The record is from the annotation of a GenBank genome assembly. Lineage: Eukaryota; Metazoa; Porifera; Demospongiae; Tetractinellida; Geodiidae.